Molecule: messenger RNA, 3289 nt
Organism: Anguilla anguilla (European eel)
Lineage: Eukaryota; Metazoa; Chordata; Actinopteri; Anguilliformes; Anguillidae
Gene: sema6bb
Product: sema domain, transmembrane domain (TM), and cytoplasmic domain, (semaphorin) 6Bb
Biological process (GO): semaphorin-plexin signaling pathway; negative chemotaxis; positive regulation of cell migration
Molecular function (GO): semaphorin receptor binding; chemorepellent activity
Source: RefSeq, a predicted model, not a curated record
UUCUGGUUUAAUCACGCCACAUCGGCACACACUUAUACAUCUUGUUUACUCGCUGUGCAAUUUACGUGGAUGUUUAUGGAUCAACAAGAUAGGCAGUUUUUUUUUUGCUCGUGCGAUGGUCCGAUUGCUGUUUAGUAACUUAAUUUUCUCAGACGUUACAUGUUUGUAGUGAUUGAAAUAUGGCAGCGGUGCUGUAUAAUGGUUGGGGAAACGGCUUUGUUUGGAGAUUACAGGUUGGAUUCCCAGUGCUGGUUCUCCGCUGCCAUGACGACCUUGGCCACUCCCUUCAUGUUGCUGUCUGUGUUGCUCCGAUUGGCCGAUGCGGCGUUCCCCGAGGAACCAGGGCCGCUAAGCUCCACCCCCACGGAAGUGGUCAGACGCUACCCUGUGUUCCUGGGUCGGGCCCACCAUUCGUCGAUGAAACAGGAGCCCCUCCACAUUCAGAGAAUCCUCAAGGUCAACCGAACCCUGUACAUCGGAGCCAGAGACGACCUUUACCGCGUGGAGCUGGACAAUGUUGCGGGAGAGGAGAUGUUCUACAGCAAGAAACGGACCUGGGAAUCGAAUAAGAACGACAUCCGGAUCUGCAGGAUGAAGGGGAAGCGAGAGGACGAGUGUCGGAACUUCAUGAAGGUUCUUCUGAGCCGACGGGGCGGCCUGUUUGUGUGCGGAACGAACGCCUUCAACCCGCUGUGCGCCAACUACACCGGAGACACACUGGAGAUGGUGGGAGAGGCGGUCAGUGGGAUGGCACGAUGCCCUUAUGAUCCCAAACAUGCGAAUGUGGCCCUGUUUGCAGAGGGAAACCUGUUCACAGCGACGGUGACGGACUUCCUGGCCAUCGACGCGGUGAUCUAUCGAAGCCUCGGGGACUACCCGGCCCUCCGCACCAUCAAACACGACUCCAAGUGGUUCAGAGAGCCUUACUUUGUCAGUGCCGUGGAAUGGGGUCCACACAUAUACUUCUUCUUCAGAGAGAUGGCCAUGGAGUUCAACUACCUGGAGAAGGUGAUGGUGUCGCGGGUGGCGCGCGUGUGUAAGCGGGACCUGGGCGGGUCGCAGCGGGUGCUGGAGAAGCAGUGGACCUCCUUCCUGAAGGCGCGGCUCAACUGCUCCGUCCCGGGCGACUCCCACUUCUACUUCAACCAGCUGCACUCCACCAGCCCCGUGCUGCGCCUGCACGGCCGCGACAUCAUCCUGGGGGUGUUCUCCACCCCCGCCAACAGCAUCCCCGGGUCGGCCGUGUGCGCCUUCGACAUGGAGCAGCUGGCCGGAGUCUUCGAGGGGAGGUUCAAAGAGCAGAAGUCCCCCGAAUCCAUCUGGACCCCCGUCCCGGACGAGGUCAUCCCCAAACCCAGGCCAGGCGGCUGUGCCUCCCAGGGCUCCGGGUUCAACUCCUCAAACGCCUUCCCGGACGAGAUGCUGAAUUUCGUGAAGACGCACCCCCUGAUGGACGAGGCCGUACCUUCCUUAGGGCAGAGGCCCUGGAUUGUGAGAACAAUGGUCAGGUACCAGCUGAAUAAGAUGGUGGUGGACACGGAGGCGGGGCCCUACAGGAAUCGCACUGUUCUGUUCCUGGGCUCCAGCCGGGGGACCGUCCUCAAAUUCCUCAUCGUCCCCAACAGGGACAACACCGUGUCCAACGGCAACGUCUUCCUGGAGGAGCUGGAAGGUUACAACCCUGACAAGUGCGGGCAGAGCACUCCCCAGGCUCGGCAGCUGCUGUCCCUGGUUUUGGACCGGCCCAGCCACACCCUGCUGCUGGCGUUCCCGUCCUGCGUGGUGCGCGUGCCCGUCGCUCGCUGCCAGCUCUUCUCCGGCUGCAUGAAGAACUGCAUCGCUUCCCGGGACCCGUACUGCGGGUGGACUCGAGGGAGCACCUGCUCGUUCCUCCGGCCCGGGACAAGGUUGCCGUUCGAGCAGGACGUGGAGCACGGGAACACCUCUCACCUGGGGGACUGCGACGGUCUGCUGCAGGAGACCUUUAUUGAGGAGCCGGACGGCCUGGUGUCGGUGAACCUGCUGGUGCUGUCCGCAGUUUCGGCCUUCGCCACCGGGGCGGCGCUGUCGGGCCUGGUGGUGUGCUGGAUCAUGGGCCACAAGCACCGGCACCGCUCCCGCAGCGGGACGGCCGUCCCCGGCGGGCGCCGCAAGGGGGACAAGGAGCAGAGCAUGCUGGGACAGGGCGGGGGCGGGUCGGUGAUGAGCGUGAGCCGGUCGGGCGGGGGCAGCGAGGGGCGGCGUUCGCAGACGGAAACGCUGUUCGUCAUGCCCAACGGCUGGGCCCGCGGGGAGCUGGACCUGCUGCCCACCCCCGAGCAGACCCCCCUGCAGCAGAAGCGGCCCCCCCCGGGGCUGCGCCUGACCGACUCCGGCUGGGACCAGAGCCAGACCUUCCUCAACACGGCCGGGGCGCCCUGCCCCCAGAACCCCCACCCCUCCUCCGUCAUCUACCUGAGCUCCAAGCUCCUGCAGGGCGGGGGCGGGGGAGGAGGAGGAGGAGGGGGGCGGAGGGAGGAGCCGGGCGACCCCGCCCAAACCGCCGAGCGGCAGCACUACCUCUCCCUGGCCGGCCACCACCACCGGGGGGAGGGGCAGGGAGGCGGGCGAGCGGGCGGGGCCCUGCGGAACUCUGCGGGGGAGUACGCGUACCCCGCCACGCCCCAGGAGUCCCCCGACCGCAGGCGGGCCGUCUCGGCCCCCAACACCCAGCUGGACUUCGGGGAGCCCCUCCACUGGGGCCCCGAGGCCUUCAACUUCAACAGCAACAACGCGGCCCCGCCCCCCCCCGCGGCCCUCUGCCACUGCCCCGCCCAGCGGCCCCACUCGGGCCUGGCCCGGCCCGGCCUCCACGGCGCCCCCCGGGGGCUGGGCGACAUGGCCGACUACAGCCGUCUGCUCGUCAAGGGCGCGGGCGAGCGGACAACCACCAGCCAAUGAGGGAGCAGGAAAAAAAGAGAAAAAAACAGGGGCUCCUCCUCUUUUUGAAGUCAUAAAGCCCCAACCCCUUCCUCCCAUGACCCCGCCCCCCUCACACACACACACUUGUGUCUCCCUGGCAACUGGAACUUCCCCGAGACUCCGCCUCCCCCUCCCCGUUUGUCCUCUCUCGCUGUCGUUCGGUGUUCUCGCAUCACCACGGCAACUGUGACUGUAACUAAGAGACCUGUGUGUGAUGGAGGGGAGAGCAGGGAAGGGUGGAGAAAAAAAAAUACGCUAGAAAAUAUAUUUUAUUACAAAAGUACAAAAAAUUACAAUAUACCUCCCGGAAUAAAUGUAUCUUUAAAGU